AUGCCGGAUCUUCGUCGCCAAAUAUUUGAGAGCGGCAAGACCGUCUCUCGAAAGGCAGCUUCUCGUGAAGCCUCAAGAACCAACUCUCACGCAAGCUCCAAGCAAACUUCACGUCAAUCUUCCCGAGCUGCAAGUAGGCAGCCAUCCGAUGAUGAAGAUGCUGGAUAUCUUUCUGAUGAUACAGCUAUGAGUAUCGGAUCACUCGAUGACGAGAACCCAGAGCAAGACAACGUCGACUGGCCACAGGAACUAAGCGAUCGAGUUCAAGAACUUCUCGAUCGCAAACGUUCCAGCGUCCAGGGCCGCGAAGAAGCCUUGGCAGCAUUCUGCCGUUUAACGAAGUACCAUUAUGCGGAAGAGGAGCUUCGCGCCUCCACCAGCGAUCUACUCAGUGCGUUUGUGAGAAGUACUCGAACUGACUCCAGUACCCGGGAAACGACCCUGGCAUUGCGAGCCAUCGAGCUCCUUGCCAUCACCACCAGUGACGAUAAGAUCUUUGAGAACGCCGAACCCAUCUUAACUCGUACAAUUCGUGACUCCUCUUCCAACACAGUAAAGGCUGCAGCGAUCCAAUGUCUCGGUACUUGCACGAUCUUCGGUGGUGCAGGUGAAGAUGGAAUGCUCGAUCAAAUGACAUUUCUCUUGGACGUUGUAGCCUCGGACGGACAAUCGAUUGACGCAAGCGACGAUCCAACCAGCGUGACCGCUGCACUGCAAGUAUGGGGAUUCCUCGCGACAGAGAUCGACGACUUCGAGGGUGAAAGCGAAGAAGCGAUUCAGAUAUUCAUCGACCAAUUAGAAAGCGGUGACUCGGGAGUUCAAAUCGCUGCAGGCGAGAACAUUGCCUUGCUGUAUGAAAAGAGCUACACACCCCAAGAGGACGAUGAUGACGAAAGCAACGAGUCCGAGGAUAGCGACGAACACGCCACUACCGGGAAUGGACCCAAGCUUAUCAAGCGCUACAACGCCUAUCACAACACCCCUGAGCUAGAACGCCAGCUCCAAUCAUUGGCAAGCAUUCAUUCCAAGCGAAUCAGCAAGCGCGACAAGAAAUCUCUUCAUAGCAACUUUGCCUCCAUUCUCACAACCGUCGAGAACCCACGACGUGGACCCCGUUACAACAUGGCCAUUGAUCAAGACACCAACCGCCACUACGGAAGCACCUUGACUGUCAAGAUCGGUCGACACGGCAUUAUGAGCAUUGACCGGUGGUGGAAGUGGACUCGGUUAACAUCAUUGCGUCGAAUCAUGCAAGGUGGGUUUGCAGAGCAUUAUUUUCAGGGCAACCGCUCCGUUCUGGACAAUUUACCUGUUAUGCUUCGAAGUGCUAGUUCUGGUCAAAGAACAGUAGACCGUGAGAGUGCGAAGAAGGCUGCUAAGAUCCGCAAUUCGCGACGAUGGACAGCACAACAUUCAGAUGAUGAGGACUGA
Penicillium angulare is the source of this 1431-nucleotide messenger RNA. RefSeq names its product IFRD domain-containing protein. The transcript is spliced from 2 exons. The coding region runs from base 1 to 1431 and encodes 476 amino acids. NCBI's taxonomy places the organism in Eukaryota, Fungi, Ascomycota, Eurotiomycetes, Eurotiales, Aspergillaceae. The record is from RefSeq and is a predicted model, not a curated record.